GGAAAAAAGAGGGUAGCGGUGGAAAAACGGCCAACUUUUUUGUUGCGAUUGCUUUUGACAAAGGUGUGAUUAGUUGUGAGCAGUAUCAUUCCAAGCUUACUGGAAAGAUGUUUGCUGAGUUCGUUAAGGAGCAUUUUAGUUCUGUCUUUGAAAACAGUGCUAAUCCUCGUGGAAAACUAUUUCUUCAGGACGGUGACCCAAGACAGUGCUCUAAAGUGGCUCGUAAGGCAAUAGAUCGUUUAGGAUGCAGAAUGUUUGCGAUUCCUCCACGUUCUCCAGAUAUCAACCCGAUUGAAAAUAUUUUUCAUCUUGUGCGUAAACAGCUUCAAGAUGACGCUUUAAGAAACAAAAUCACGAAAGAGUCUUUCGCUGCAUUUUCAGAGCGUAUAAAACACACCGUGAAAAACAUCCCAGUCGAAACAAUUAAUAAAACAAUUCUUUCAAUGAACAAACGAAUGAAAUUGAUUGUUAAAGGAAAGGGUAACAGAACAAAGUAUUAG
Paramuricea clavata is the source of this 500-nucleotide messenger RNA. The record is from the annotation of a GenBank genome assembly. Lineage: Eukaryota; Metazoa; Cnidaria; Anthozoa; Malacalcyonacea; Plexauridae.